Mangifera indica (mango) is the source of this 1544-nucleotide messenger RNA. RefSeq lists its product as uncharacterized. The coding region runs from base 236 to 832 and encodes 198 amino acids. The transcript is spliced from 8 exons. Lineage: Eukaryota; Viridiplantae; Streptophyta; Magnoliopsida; Sapindales; Anacardiaceae. The record is from RefSeq and is a predicted model, not a curated record.
AAUUCUCUCACACUGAAACAUUCAGUCUCGAUUCUCGUCUCAACUAAAUUCCAAAGCACUACCCAGCUUUACAUCAAUCGUAAUCGCAAAGCUCAGCUCAAUGUGUUCGUUAUUUUUCCUAGAUCCCUCUCUUUCGAUUAGGAAUGUGUUUUGUCAGGAGAGCUCAGUUAUCACUCCUGAGUCCUGAGCGAUUACUGAGUCAGGUCGAGUCGGAUGUUAGGGUUCUUCGAAUCUGAUGGAAGGAAUAAUAAAUAAGUAUCAGCAGAAAUUCAAAAAGCUCAAAGAAGAAAUGAAUCGAUGGGAUGACCUUCAACCGCACUUAAUUGUUCAGUUUAGAAAUGCUUCUUCAAUCAUUGAGAGGUUACAGGUUGUUCAAGAUCCUAAAAACUACUCAUGUUUGAAUUCCGUAGGUGGGAUUCAAGCUGCUGUAUUGACGAAACAAAUGGAAUCCUUGCAGAUUAUUUUGCCUUCAAUGGAAAAAGCAUUGGAAGAGUUUCGAGGAAUUGUUUUGUCUAUUGAGAAGUUAUAUCGUGAUGGUAGACAGCUAGUUAAAGGGGGCUCUAAUCAACUAACAGUGAAACAACUGCAGCAAAGAGUUGGUGUUAAGCCAUGUCUUGCAGAUUGUUUAGAUGGGCUUAUGAUUCUUCAUGACAUGCAUUACUCAGAGUAUCUUCUGAAAUCAUCAUUGUUUUCAGUUCUUUCAGAAUUGGCCCUGCAACCCAGUACAAGUGAUCUGGGUGCACUGCAGCAACUCUUAGUCGAUCAGCCAAACAUCCCUAAAGAGGAAGUGCAAUCCAUCUUUGAGAUCAUAUUUGCAGAAGAGAUAAAUUAAUAUUCAUUAAGAGUAAAAUUAUAUGUACUGACUGAUCAAACUAAGUAAUCCAUACAAAUUGAUGAGGUAGCUUGUAAUUGGGUGAUUUUAAAGUAAGAAAAAAAAAAAUCAUAUCAUUCCAUCACAUAUCGUCACGUCAGUUUGUAUGAAUAAGUUAGUAAAAGUAUAUGUAAUUUUAUACAUUCAAUAAAGCUGCUGUCAAUCAAUCUUCCAUUCAUUGAAUACCUAUAUGUGGAGUAGAAUUGCAGUGCUUUUGAUUCUUUAUGAAAGUGAUGCUUGCAGCAGUGUGCUUAUUUAUUGCUGUAGAGGGUAUAGAAGAAUGCCUUUGAAGGAUCUUUGGGGUAAAGCAUUUUUGGCAAUCAUAAAGAGUUGCAGAAUUCUUCCAGUUGAAUUACUAUCAUGUUGUUGAAUGACUGGAUUCCUCUUGCUCUGGUCUUGUUGCCAAGUGUCUUUGUUGGGGACAUGACAUAGUGUACAAGUGCCUCCUUGAAACUUUCCUCUUCUCCUUCUGCAUCACGGUGACAGAAACUAUACUCUGUUCAAGUUCAAUUAUCAUGUACUUUACAGACUAUGGUUGAAACUUUUCAAUCUUUUCAUUUACCAAAAGACUUGUAAGAAAAUUUAUAAUGCUUCAGUUCUGGCACAAAUCAUUGCCUUUGACAAUAUACAUGAACUCCAAAGGCAUCCUCCCAGGGGUUAAUUAUUUGCAUAA